Aethina tumida (small hive beetle) is the source of this 1788-nucleotide messenger RNA. Its product is annotated as hexosaminidase D. The coding region runs from base 73 to 1701 and encodes 542 amino acids. The record is from RefSeq and is a predicted model, not a curated record. Gene Ontology annotation, biological process: carbohydrate metabolic process. The transcript is spliced from 2 exons. Lineage: Eukaryota; Metazoa; Arthropoda; Insecta; Coleoptera; Nitidulidae. Gene Ontology annotation, molecular function: hexosaminidase activity.
AUUAUAAAUAUAACCUCAAAUGUUCGAAGACAUUCGAAAUAAUUUUUUAACAUGUAAAAGUCUUCCGUUAAAAUGAAUUUAAUACGUCCAACUUUAUGUGGCAAAAUCUUUAUAGUACUUGUAAUCAUCAUUACAGUGGCAGCAUGUAUAUUUUAUGUGCAUAUCCUCAAACUUCAAGUCGUGAAACACAAAACAAAAGUUACGGCAUCCCCUCAACGUUUAGAUAAUUUUUUCGUAACGAAAAGAUUAAAUUUUCAAGGCGAUGUGAUCGUACAUUUAGAUUUAAAAGGAGCCCCACCGAAAAUCUCUUACUACAAGGAAUUAUUUCCACUUCUUACAAAAAUGGGGGCAACUGGCUUACUCUUAGAAUAUGAGGACAUGUUUCCUUUCACUGGUGAUAUAUUAGAAAACGUCACAGCUUUAAAUGCGUACUCAUUGACUGACAUUAAAGAAAUCAAUCAUUAUGCUAAACAAAACAAUCUCACAGUGAUACCCUUAGUACAAACUUUCGGUCAUUUGGAAUUUAUAUUAAAAUUGGAGCAGUUCAAGGAGCUUAGGGAGGUUGAAACUUAUCCUCAGGCUAUUUGUCCAUCACACCAAAACACUCAAAAACUGUUAAUGGAUAUGAUUCAACAGGUUAUUGAGGCACAUCCUGAUUCUAACAUCAUUCAUAUUGGUUCUGAUGAAGUUUAUUACUUGGGCCUCUGUGAUAAGUGCCUCAAUGUGAUGGCAAGAGAGCAUUUAUCCAAAAAUAUGUUGUUCACUAAACAUGUCCGUGCAAUCGCCGAAUUUAUCAAGAAAAAAUACCCGAAACACAGAAUCCUAAUGUGGGACGACGAGUUCCGGGGAUUCACCCAAGAGGAACUGUUAUCCAGCGGUCUGCACAAGAUCGUCGAACCGGUAGUUUGGAAAUACACGAAGGACGUAAUGGACGAACUGGGUCCGAGUUUGUGGAACUUGUACUCCUCGGCUUUUCCGUCUGUUUGGGCUGCGAGCGCGUUCAAAGGAGCAACCGGAAGCAGCCAAUACGUCGUCGACGUGCCCCAUUACUUGGAGAACCACCGCAGUUGGAUGGACGUGAUCUCGAACUACAAGGACAACAUAAAAUUCACCGGCAUCAUCAUAACGGGCUGGCAACGCUACGAUCACUUCGCAAUCUUGUGCGAACUACUUCCGGUCGGUCUUCCUUCGUUGGCCAUGUCUAUGAGAAUAAUACAAGGCCACACGGAUUCACCGUUGACUCCGCCCGUGGCGGUCGCCGAGCUGUUGCAGUGCGAACAGCCGUACGGGCUCAUGGGAUUGGCUUUCGGCACGCCCCACUGUACGUUUCCAGGUGGUAACGUAUUGGAGAACGUGCUCAGGUUGCAGCAGGUGAAGCAGGACCUGGACGGCAUACUGAGCAUGUCCGAAAGCGUCGGUUGGUUAACCGAGUACAACAUUCGUCAUUCGUUUUCCAGUCCCAGAUACGUGGAAACGGUGAUGGGAUUGUUGAGUAAGGUCAGGUCUGAUUUCGAGAUGCUGGACUCGGAUUUGACUGCGGCCUUGCAGGAGGUUUACGAUAAUUAUACGGUUGUUGAAUGGAGGGAGACUGUGGUCAAACCGUUUGAGGAAAAGGUUAAUGCGAUAUGGAAGGCGAGGCAGGCUCUACUAGGAAAGGAUCACUGGCCUAGAAGGCCACUGACUGCCAAAGAGGAAUUGUGAUUUUUUUAUAUUUUUAACUUAUAAUUUUUUGACUGAGUACCUAAAAUUGAAGCAAUAUAUUUAAUAAAUAGUAAUAGUAGAUUUUAA